This is a messenger RNA of Durio zibethinus, 5784 nucleotides long. The record is from RefSeq and is a predicted model, not a curated record. Lineage: Eukaryota; Viridiplantae; Streptophyta; Magnoliopsida; Malvales; Malvaceae.
AACCGUCAAAUCGUAAAUGAAUAUCCUCUGUGAAAAAAAAAAUUUACGUAACCGAGGUAGUAGUGGGAUAACUGUCGUUGCAUCCAAAAUGCGUGCGAUCUCAUCUGCACCAUGAUCAAAUCAAAGCCGUGUGGAGAUGUGGCAAAGUAGAGUAAUUGCGUAAGACGCGAUGCAGAGGAGACAGUUACGGUCAAAAUACACAGUACUUGGGAGAGGCAGAAUAGUUCUGUUUCAGUCUCUUUCAAUUUUUUUAGUGUGAGAGGGAGAGAUUAAGAGAGGGAAAGGAGCAUUGAAUUUGACACUUCUCUCUGAAAACUCUUUGAAUUUUAGGGUUUUAUUGAUCUCUCAAAUUUCAGGAUAUGGACUCGUUUGAGCCAGAUGGAAAUGGGGCAGCACAAGACUUGUUGCAUCCUCCCCUGCCUGUGCCUCCAGAUGUGAAACCAAUCAAAGCAGAAUUUGAACCUGCAAAGAAGAAGGUUGCAAUAGUCCCAAUGGCCAGGCAUGGUCUUGGAUCUAAAGGGCCGAAGAUAUCUAUUCUCACCAAUCACUUCAAAGUGAAUGUUGGAAAUGUUGAUGGACACUUCUUCCAUUACAGUGUUUCACUUUCUUAUGAAGAUGGCCGCCCAGUUGAUGGCAAGGGUGUUGGAAGAAAAGUGAUUGACAGGGUGCAUGAGACCUACCGCAGUGAGCUGGCUGGAAAGGACUUUGCAUAUGAUGGGGAGAAGAGUUUAUUUACUGUUGGUCCUCUUCCAAAUAACAAGCUUGAGUUUACUGUUGUACUUGAGGAUGUUACUUCUAACCGGAAUGCAAGCCCUGAUGGCCAUGAUAGCCCAAAUGAGCAUGACAGGAAGAGAUUAAGACGGCCGUAUCAGUCAAAGACGUUUAAAGUGGAGAUUAGCUUUGCCGCAAAGAUUCCCAUGCAAGCCAUUCAAAAUGCUCUGCGUGGACAGGAAUCUGAAAACUCACAAGAGGCCCUGAGGGUGUUGGAUAUUAUUUUACGGCAGCAUGCUGCAAAACAGGGAUGCCUACUUGUUCGCCAGUCUUUCUUCCAAAAUAAUCCAAACAAUUUUACAGACAUUGGAGGUGGUGUCCUAGGCUGCAGGGGUUUCCAUUCGAGUUUCAGAACCACUCAAGGAGGGCUUUCACUGAAUAUUGAUGUAUCAACUACUUUGAUAAUCCGACCUGGUCCGGUAGUGGAUUUUUUACUUGCCAAUCAGAAUGUGAGAGAGCCUGGUUCCCUGGACUGGAACAAGGCUAAACGACUGCUUAAGAAUCUGAGGAUAAAGGUCAGUCCAUCCAAUCAGGAGUACAAGAUUACUGGAUUGAGCGACCAAUUCUGCAAAGAUCAGUUGUUUUCAUUGAAGCAGAAAAGUAUGAAGAAUGAGAAUGGUGAAGCUGAGACUCUGGAGAUUACUGUUUAUGACUAUUUUGUCAACCAUCGUAACAUACAGUUGCGUUAUUCUGCUAAGAUGCCAUGCAUUAAUGUUGGCAAGCCAAAGCGGCCAACAUAUAUUCCUAUGGAGCUCUGUUCUUUGGUGUCCUUGCAACGUUACACAAAAGCACUAUCCACUUUCCAAAGAGCUUCACUGGUUGAAAAAUCAAGGCAGAAGCCUCAAGAAAGAAUGAGUGUCUUGUCUAAUGCUUUACAGAGCAGUAAUUAUGGUGCUGAACCAAUGCUGCGUUCAUGUGGUGUUUCUAUCAGCUCUAAUUUCACCCAAGUGGAAGGUCGAGUUCUGCCAACUCCACGGUUAAAAGUGGGCAAUGGUGAAGAUUUCUUUCCACGAAAUGGGCGAUGGAAUUUUAACAAUAAGAAAUUAGUGGAGCCAGCUAGGAUUGAACGAUGGGCUGUUGUAAACUUCUCGACACGUUGUGAUAUAAAUAGCCUUGUGCGGGAUCUGAUUAGAUGUGGAGAGAUGAAAGGGAUUCAUAUAGAUCCUCCAUUUGACGUGUUUGAAGAGAGGAAUCAAAACAGACGUUCCCCUCCUUUGGCUAGAGUGGAGAACAUGUUCGAGGAGAUCCAAUCUAAACUUCCUGGAGCUCCACAAUUCCUUCUUUGUCUGCUGCCUGACAGGAAAAAUUCUGAUCUUUAUGGUCCUUGGAAGCGAAAGAAUCUUGCUGAGUUUGGCAUUGUUACUCAGUGCAUGGCUCCAACUAGGGUCAAUGAUCAGUACCUUACAAAUGUGCUUCUCAAGAUCAAUGCAAAGCUUGGAGGUUUGAAUUCAAUGUUAGCAAUUGAACGGACUCCUUCAAUCCCUAUUGUUUCAAAGGUUCCAACUAUGAUCCUUGGCAUGGAUGUGUCACAUGGCUCUCCUGGGCAGUCUGAUGUCCCGUCAAUUGCUGCGGUGGUCAGCUCCAGGCAGUGGCCUUUGAUUUCCCGCUAUAGGGCAUCUGUGCGUACACAGUCACCUAAGCUUGAAAUGAUAGAUUCACUAUUCAAACGAGUGUCUGACAAAGAGGAUGAAGGUAUCAUGAGGGAGGUGCUCUUGGACUUUUAUACAAGUUCAGGAAAGAGAAAGCCUGAUCAAAUCAUCAUAUUCAGGGAUGGGGUUAGUGAGUCACAGUUCAAUCAAGUUUUGAAUGUUGAACUGGAUCAAGUUAUUGAGGCUUGCAAGUUUCUUGAUGAGAACUGGAACCCCAAGUUUGCGGUCAUUGUAGCACAGAAAAACCAUCAUACAAAGUUUUUCCAGGAGGGAUCUCCUGACAAUGUACCACCAGGAACUGUGAUAGACAACAAAAUCUGUCAUCCGAAGAACAAUGACUUUUAUCUUUGUGCACAUGCUGGAAUGAUUGGAACCACAAGGCCUACUCAUUAUCAUGUUCUGUUAGAUCAGAUAGGGGUUUCAGCUGAUGAUCUGCAGGAACUUGUCCAUUCUCUGUCAUAUGUGUAUCAAAAGAGCACCACUGCUAUAUCAGUAGUUGCUCCUAUCUGCUAUGCACAUUUGGCAGCUUCACAGAUGGGAACGUUUAUGAAGUUUGAAGAGGCUUCGGAGACAUCCUCAAGUCAUGGUGGGGUAACUGCUCAUGGAGCUGUUCCUGUCCCUCAGCUCCCCAGAUUGAGGGAGAAUGUCUGCAAUUCCAUGUUCUUCUGCUGAGACCUUUAAGCCAUGUUUUGUCUAGGCUUUUGGAUUUUUACCAACUGAAACUCUUUAAAGUAUAUUUUAAUUUUAAAGUUUAGAUGUAGGCCUAUCCCAGCCUUUUCUGAUGAUGUGCUGUUCUCUGAAUCAUCAUCCAUUUUGAUUAUAACUUAUAGGGUGCUAGGGCCCCUAAUAUAUCUAAACAUAUCAAUGGUUUGAGACUAGCUAACGUCCAGUGGCUUUUGUCUGUUUGGUUUGGAUUUCAUGUGAUUGAAAUGGUUACCUUUACUCUCUUGUUCACUCUGGCGAAAACCAGUGCAUAGGUUCGGGUAGCAGCAACUUCAGCAGUUUGUACGAGGUGGAUUACCGUGGUGUCUUAAUUCACUUACCCAAUAUGAAGCAGUUCCUUCAAAAUUCAGCUGAAGAGUUAGAUAAUAGCCAAAAAAAAAAAAAAAAACUUCGAGAUUUUCUUGCUUUUGAGUGUAUAUGUUGAGGGAGGAGUUUGUCGGUUUUGGUAGGAAAAAAACUUGAAUAAUCAGAAUGGUUAUGGUGAUGCAGAGCUUUGAUGGUAGUAGGCAAGGAAUCAUUUUUCAGCAGAAAAGGUGGGAAAAAUCUUGGACAAUGAUGGCUACUCUCAUCCCUUCGAAGCAGUAGCCUCGGCCGCUUAUAUGAAGUGAUGUUCUUGAUGAAGUUUUCGCCAAUGCAAGUUUAGCUUGUCUUGUUAACUAGUAGAACAGUGUAUAGCUGCUUGUUGAAUCCGAAAUCUGAACUCAACAAAAUGAAAUUCAGAACUGUCGAUGUAACUCAACUUUAGACCAAGAAUGCUAAGCUGCAGAAGUAGAGAACAAUAAAAGACUUUCCAGGAAGAUAAAUGUUGAGCAACAAAGAGAAUUUACAGAGCUAAUCAGUGAAGUUACAUUUGGUUUCCAAGUACAAAUUCCUCCAACUCUGUGUAGAAUUGGCUGACUGCUCUGUGUGUUCAGAACUGUUAUCAUCAGCAGCACCAGACAGGCAAGUAUUAUCUUCAAACCUUUGAUUUUCGCCAUUCUUUCUCCAACCAAAACUUUGUCUCUCUUAAUGGCUAUUUCUUGCUAACAAGGCUAAUGAGCUACCAACACAUGCAAUUCACAUUCAUAUCUAUAAUCAUAGAACUCUUUAAGAGUUUGUAGGAAGAAACUUGGUGCCUCUUAUAUUCACAAAAUUUCCAUGGUCAAUAAUCACCCUUACUAUUGUUUUCAAACAGAUACUUACGGUGAAUUAUGUGUGAUUAGUGUUUAUUCUGAUUCUAGAACAUCUGCUGUGGAUACUAAUCAAAGAUUUAAAGAAUGUUAGAAAACAUGUGAAGAAUUUAGCUGAUAUAGAAGAACAUGGAUGGGAUGUUAUUCCACUCUUUCUCCCACAACAGUUUGAAGUCCGUUUCAGUAUGAAAAUUAGAGGCUAUUCCUUGAUAAUAAGGCUAAUGAACUACUACCACUCCAGCACCUGCAUUUCAGAUUGAUAUCCCUAAUGGAAGACCUUUAAGUUUCAGGUGUUAUUGUAGUUAAACCAUCAAAAUAAAUGUAAACAACUGCUUAUAUAUAUAUAUGUAUAUGUAUAUGUAUAUGUAUAUAUUCCUCUAAAUGUAAUUCCAUUUCAUCUGACUAAUAAUAGUUUUUGGAAAGAAAAUCAAGAACACCACGGUGGCCAGCAGAGGCUGAAAACUUUGGCUCCAAGAAUUUGAUGGAGGACUACUUUUCCCUGGAGAGGGUGCCGGAGAUGGUGAGAUAUCUUCAACAUUGCCAGCAACUUUCAUUCCAUGUAAGCAGAAGCCUCUGCCCGUGAUGAAGUAACAUCGCCUUUCUUCUUUCAGUUCAAGCACAUCUCGCCCACCUCAUGUUAUAUUUGUCAUGAAAAUUUUCUCAUUACAUUUCUAUUAGCUGGUUUUGUUCACUUCCAGAACACCAUAGAGGUUCUUGUCAAAUCAAAAUUUGCUAAACGUAUUCUCACUAAAUUCUUCUUCAAGUAAAAGUACUGUAAAAACACAUUUUCUUAUUACUGGUUAGCAUUUUUCCCUUCCUACUUUUUGUAAAUUUUCAUGUGCUAAUGGACAUGAUCAAUGGAUGUUGUGGGACAAUAGUGUAUCAGAUUAGGAUACGAUUUCGGAGUUAUUAAGAACUUGUUGACUUGAAUGACCUGAUGAAAUUUAUUUAUUUAUUAGAGAUAAAAUUAAUUUGUAGAUUGCAUGACAGGUGCAAAAAUAUAAGGAGUUAGCCAAAUCUGCUGGUUGAUUCUGAUAGACAUCUUCUAGAAACCCAUAGUUUGGUAAAAGAAUCUCUGUUAGAUUACCAUGUUAGAAAAAAGAAAAAAAAGAUUAAAUGAAGGAUUACUUCACGUUAACACAGGUUAUUCCAUGCUAUCACGUCAUUUUCAUUUAAAUUGUGUUUUAUGCUGUCACGACGUAUCCUACGUCCAUUUAAAUUGUCACGUCAACAUAUAUUAACAUGAAAACAUAUGCUGAGAUUGUAUCUGUCAUAGGUAAUAUUUGUCUAGAAAGAAAGAAAAGAGAGACCAAGAAAUCUAUUAAGGAGGGAUGGACCUCCCAUAAUCUUCGUUUCAUCUCAGAAAAGCUACGUUGAACAUACCGAGCAGCCAAUGUAAACAAUUCCAGAAGUAGGCCAUGGACUCAACUCAAGCUGUCUAAAUACAGCUAAUAGCCAUUUAUAAUUAAAAU